Etheostoma cragini (Arkansas darter) is the source of this 2442-nucleotide messenger RNA. Its product is annotated as THAP domain-containing protein 5-like. The record is from RefSeq and is a predicted model, not a curated record. Bases 837 to 1811 code for a protein of 324 amino acids. Lineage: Eukaryota; Metazoa; Chordata; Actinopteri; Perciformes; Percidae. The transcript has 5 exons. Gene Ontology annotation, cellular component: nucleus.
ACCGGUGGCGAGGAGGAGAGAGCAGAAGGCCUGGUAUGCAGCAGGCCCGGCCCAGGAAUCAGUGGAGCCGCUCAGCUUGGCACGGCCGCCUUGUUUAUUUGCCCUGACCUCGCGUUCGCUCCCGAGGUUACGGGACCUGCUUUACUGAAAGGAGCCAUUGUCCUGCAGGAAAAAUCUGUUACAAAUAUUUACCAUGAGGGGAAUGCAAAGCCAUGGCCCGCAGCCAGCCAGACUCGAGCAGUAAAAUUCACGACAUUGCAUUUUUGAAUUAUCCACCUCCACCCAUCAUUCCUUUUAACCAGGGUUCAAAUUAUACCCCCACCAUUUUGUUAAUGAGAUCACACUGUCACAGGUUAUUAGUCAUUUAAUAGCCUUGACUUCAGGAUCUUAUGAUUUCCUGCAGCCCAAAUUCAUCCCAUAACUUAACAUUUUAACAGAGCUUACAGCAUGUGUACAGGGACACAGUGUGGUUAUACAUUUAAUGACUUUGGUUGGUCUGAGCAUUAGCAAAAUUGUAAUUCCCCUCAACUCAUAUAUAUUCUCAGCAAAUGCACACUAAUUUGCUUCCCUGGCCUCUAGUUUGUGUACGACGACAUAUUUAACUACCCCGCCUAUGUUUUUCUUGCAGAAAAAUCUGGAGCACAUCCCCGCACUACAUUUCUUAUUCCACAGGGUCCCCCUGUUAGAAUAAGCAGAAGAAGAAUGUCAUCUGGACUCUGAAGUACUCCUGAACCUCUACUGUCAAGGCUGAAAUCAAGGUGACGAGCCACAGCUGGAAUGCCCUGGAAAAACAUACCCAGAAGUGGUUACGAUGGGGAAGAAAUCCUCGAAAGCCAAUGGCCCCAGGGGGAGCCAAGGGCGCAAGUAUGAAGUUCCCCUUGCAAGACAAGUCCAGGCUCCAGAAAUGGGUAGACAACAUGAAGCGGGAGGAGUGGACCCCUAGUCGACAUCAGUACCUGUGCAGCGAGCAUUUUAAAGAGGACUGCUUUGAUAUUCGAUGGGGAAUCCGCUACUUGAAGAACACAGCCAUCCCAACCCUAUUUCCCUCCUUUGAGGAUGAUGGAGAGAAAAAAGUCACCCCCAUUAAACAAAGCCCCAAGGCCAAACCCAGAACUUUAGACAUUGACAUUGAGUGCACAGGAGUUGACUCACCUCUCAGCAAGAGGCCGCUUAUUUUGGGCAGAACAUGCAAAAAGGUACAGUCAAGUUUAACAAACAGCUUUGUCUGUGAACACUCAGAGAUGAUAUUUGGACCACCUCUGUUGUCGGACACUGGCAUCUCCUGUCAUUCAAAUCUCUCAUCAGAGAUACAGACUGCCGCUUGUGAGAUGCCAGGCGACAGCGGAAUGCCAACAGCGUCUUGCAUCACAUUGUCCCCAUGCAGGGAGCCCCAUGCUGAAGAAAAGGCUGACUCGAUUGUUACAGUUUUGUGCUGUGAGUCAGUGGGCUCUUUCUCGGAUGGAGGGGAAAACUUGGAGGCAGCAAUGGGCCAGGCUUUUAGCUACGUCCCUGUAGAAUUGGUAAUGGAUGGACCUAAAGCCUCUUUUUUGGAGGAUAGGGGACCCAGCGAUGGAGAGCACAUUUAUGUUUACGAGCACUCGUACUGCAGACCGGACACUGACAAAGAUCAGCUUUGGCGGAGGAUCUUGAGUUUGCAUGCAAAGAUCUUGGGACUGGAUCGCAGGGAGGAGAGCACUUUGGCCAAAAUCCGUGCUCUGGAGAGCGAGGUAGCCGUCCUGAAAAAAGAUGGUUCUGUUUUUAAAGAGAAGCAGAAAAUUUUAGAAGAUUAUAUAUCAUCCAUGUUGCUCUGAUUUUGCGGGCUAUGGACGCUGUAAUGAGACUGUUGGUGUCUAUGGAUUUUAAAUGUUACCAUUGAGUCUCUUUUGCUAAUAUGUUGCACAGGCUCGCUCCCAUACGUAAAGCACAUCGACACAGUCUUAUUAAACUUUAUUGUAACUCAGUGCCCCGCAAAAUUGCACUCAUAUCCAUAUUACAAUAGGCCUUUUUUCACUGCGGACAUUUUGACAUGUCAAAGUAAAAGCACAUUUGUUUAAAACAUAAAACCAAUAAGGACUAAAUUUCAUUUAGCUACUUUUGUGCAUAUUGUCACACUGCUAGUGCGCUUCUCCCACUGCAUGACAAGUAUAAACGUCUGCUGUAAAAAAAAAGGCCUAUUGUAAAUGUUUUAGUCCACACUGUGGCACUGUGUGACCAUAUUUCCAGGAAGUGUUUCAAAGCUUCACUCAAGCAUUGAUUUCCAGCAGUUUGUUCAGUAGGAGAAAAGGAGUUAGAUAUGUAAGUGGCAUGUGUCAUCAGGAAGCGGCAUGUCUCGGCAUGUGCCACUCCAUAGACGUAAAAUAUAACUUUUAACAUUCUGAUACUUUUAACAUGCCACUGAUCAAUUAGACGUAAAAUAAAAUUUUAAUAUCUACACCCAAGUGA